Messenger RNA from Neoarius graeffei (lesser salmon catfish), 1896 nucleotides. It is a transcript of the gene ndfip2, whose product is annotated as Nedd4 family interacting protein 2. The transcript has 8 exons. The record is from RefSeq and is a predicted model, not a curated record. Gene Ontology annotation, biological process: ubiquitin-dependent protein catabolic process; metal ion transport; positive regulation of protein ubiquitination. Gene Ontology annotation, molecular function: WW domain binding. Lineage: Eukaryota; Metazoa; Chordata; Actinopteri; Siluriformes; Ariidae. Gene Ontology annotation, cellular component: endoplasmic reticulum; Golgi apparatus; perinuclear region of cytoplasm. Bases 231 to 935 code for a protein of 234 amino acids.
GCAACCCCACUCCCACUCGCUCUGUGCUGUGCUUUGUGAGAAGACGGAUGUGUUUCUAAAUCUUAGAACCAAAACGUUCUUUAAGCUGGAUUUAUUGUAAAUGGGGGAAAUAUACACCAUUCGUUUUCAACAAAACUCUCACGUUAGUUGUUUACAUAUCGACAACUAAAGUUAUUUGGCGUUAUUUUUUGUGAUUUUUUUUUUUCUCGUAACGGCUGUGAAAAAGAAAAAUGGAGUCAGCGGUUAGCCGCUAUCAAGUGUUGCACAAUGAGGAUGAUCCCUCUGAAACAACCCUUGCUGAAGAGCCUUCCACUUCCUCCCAGGCCGCCGCAGCUACCCACCCUGUCGCUGCGACAUCAGAUGGCGAGGUUCCUCCCCCCUCUUAUGCCAGCUUGGCAUUAGGAGCUACAGCCACUCCAGAGCAUGUGUUUCAGGGGGAUUUUCCUGUUCCACCCCCCUACAGUGUGGCCACAUCACUCCCCACCUAUGAUGAAGUCGAGAAAGCCAAAGCAGCUGAACUUGCAGCCUCGACUGGAGACAGUAUACCACGAGAUGAGGAUUUUCCUCCGCGAGAUGAUUUCAGUGAUGUUGAUCAGCUGCGUGUCGGAAAUGACGGCAUCUUUAUGCUGGCCUUCUUCAUGGCCUUCCUUUUUAACUGGAUUGGUUUCUGCUUGUCCUUCUGUCUCACUAACACCAUUGCCGGCCGUUAUGGAGCAAUUUGUGGAUUUGGCCUGUCACUCAUCAAGUGGAUCCUCAUCGUCAGGUUUUCUGAUUAUUUCACCGGGUACUUUAACGGACAGUACUGGCUCUGGUGGAUAUUUCUGGUUCUGGGUCUCCUGCUGUUCUUUAAAGGUUUUGUGAACUAUCUGAAGGUGAGGAACAUGUCUGAGGCCAUCGCCAGCACACAGAGAGCUCGCUUCUUCUUCCUCUAUUAAAGGAUAACUUCCCUGAGCAUUCCUCCUCAGGGACAGAAAGUGAAUGCAGCAGGAAAGGACAUGAAGAAAAAGAGCUAGAGAGGACAAUAAGGAGUUCUGCAAACCCCCACCCUAUUAUUAAGCCACUCGAGCUUUAUCAAAUCCUUAUUUCAUCCCUGAUACUGAUGAUUUUUGCCAAAAUUCCAUGUAGUUUAAUAAUGAAGUUUGAAUAUUUACUGUUGAGUUACAAUCUACAAACUGCACACAGACAAAUUUAAAACAGAACAAAGAACCCUCAGAAACAUGCAGCCAAGAUGUCCUAUGCAGUUUUCUUAAUUUAAAUGUGAUUUAAACAGUGAUUUGUUGGUCAUUAGCACUUUUUGAAUUAAGGACCUUGGCAAGUUUUAUUGCAGUAUUAGUCUGUGCUUGAUAAUUGUUUAAAUAAUAAGGUCAAACUUCAUGCUGAUGUAUAUUUUUUGCACAUUUUCUGAGAAGUUUCUGAUGCUGUUGUUUGCUUAAUUUUAUUGAAUUGCUUGUGUGAAUUUUAUUUAACUGUGUUCUGAUUAGUUAAAUGCAACAGCCAGUGAAACGGAGAAAAUUUGAGAGGAUUUUGAAAAUGUUCAGGUCCGCCUCCUGUCCAUUUCAUUGGUUCAUAGCCCUAUCCACUUUAAGGAAGUUUGCGUUGAGCUAAUAAAUACUCCCAUGUUUAAGUAUAGAUUAGCAUCAUUAAGAUUUUAAGACUGGAAGUGCAAUUCUCAGAUAUUCUUUUUGUUAUUAGAUUUUUUUUUAAAUUGAUUAAAUAAUGUGUAAAUUUCCUCAAACUGUGAACAGGGAUUAUUGUAGGACAUAUAAACUGCCUAAAUGUGGCAACUGUUCGAUCAGCAAUAGUGGAUGAUUAACAUAGCUCAGUGCAUGGUUAUAACACACAGAUGCGCCAUUUUAAUCUGAAUAAUGAAAUAAAACCUGACAAAAUGCUUGCAAA